This is a messenger RNA of Neoarthrinium moseri, 3183 nucleotides long. RefSeq lists its product as uncharacterized. NCBI's taxonomy places the organism in Eukaryota, Fungi, Ascomycota, Sordariomycetes, Amphisphaeriales, Apiosporaceae. Gene Ontology annotation, molecular function: Glc3Man9GlcNAc2 oligosaccharide glucosidase activity. Gene Ontology annotation, biological process: protein N-linked glycosylation; oligosaccharide metabolic process. The transcript has 7 exons. The coding region runs from base 1 to 3183 and encodes 1060 amino acids. Gene Ontology annotation, cellular component: endoplasmic reticulum membrane. The record is from RefSeq and is a predicted model, not a curated record.
AUGGUUGUCUUCGACGGCCACGAGUACCUGACCGCGGAAGAGAGGCGUCUGAAGGAGGAUCGCGACCGCACCAAGUACUGGAAGAAAUGGGGUCCCUACGUCGCCGAGCGGCAGUGGGCUACAGGCAAGCCGAGACUCAAAGCCGAGAGGCCUCUCACCACCGGACCCUCGGCCAUACUAACCGUGCCCAUCCAGUCCGCGAAGAUUACAGUCCCGACGGUGACGCUUGGAGUCGUGAGUGCAGCUCUCCCAUGCCGUGAUGUGCGAUACUUCACCCACGACGAUGCCCGCUCGAGAGCUUUCCGAUGGGGUGAGGAUGGUAUAGCUGGUGUCUCUGAUACCCACGGUCUGCAGAACAUUGCCUUUGCUUUUUGGAACGAAGAAGACCCGUUCCUCAAGGAGCGCCUCUUUGGCUUGUCGAAUCCCCAGGGUAACCAUGGCGAAAGUAUCAAGGAAGCUCACUUCCACCUUGACAACACUCCUCACUCGUACAUGAAAUACCUCUACAAGUACCCCCAGAAGGCCUUCCCCUACGAAGAUUUGCUCAAGGAGAAUGCAAAGAGAUCCAAGACCGAGAAGGAGUACCAAAUCGUCGAUACCGGCAUCUUUGACGAGGACAGAUACUGGGAUAUCGUGAUCGAGACUGCCAAAGAAGAUGACGACCCUGACGAGCUGUUGUUCCGUGUGACAGCCUGGAACAGAGGUCCCGACCCGGCUCCCAUCCACAUCAUCCCUCACGUGUGGUUCCGGAACACCUGGGCGUGGGGUAGAGAGCCCGAGGACAAGAAACCCUCCAUCAAGGCUCACGCCGAGAACAUGGCAAAGUCGACACACCACAAGCUUGGCGAGCGCUAUGUUCUAAUGUCCCCAUCGCCCGGAGUUGGCCCCAGCGGUGACGACGUUCAGCCGGAGCUGAUGUUCACUGACAACGACACAAACUUUGAUCUUUUGUAUGGCCAAGAGAACAAGACCCCGUAUGUCAAGGACGCAUUCCACCAAUACAUUGUCGAGGGCAAGAAGGCCGCCGUCAACCCAGCAAAGUCGGGCACCAAGUGUGCAUCUUGGUUUGCGUUCAACGAGUCUGGCGGUGUUGCACCCGGGGAGUGCGCAGUUGUUCGUUUCCGUUUGAGCAAGAGAAACGAGACAUAUCUCGACGAAGAAGACUUCGAUGAAAUUGUUGAGAGGCGCCGAGACGAGGCAGACGACUUCUAUUACCGCAUCAGCCCCCUACCCAUGAGCGACGACCUCCGCAAUAUUCAACGCCAGGCGUUCUCGGGCAUGAUGUGGUGCAAGCAGUAUUACCAGUUCAUAUGGGAUCAGUGGGCGAAUGGAGAUCCUGCUCAGCCUCCGCCCCCUGCCAGCAGGAAGGAGGUCCGGAACGCUCAAUGGAAACACCUGCACAUCGAUGAUAUUCUGUCCAUGCCAGACUCCUGGGAGUACCCGUUCUUUGCUGCUUGGGACAGUGCGUUCCACUGCAUUCCUCUAGCCAUGAUCGACCCCGAUUUUGCAAAGAAGCAAAUAGACCUGUUCACGAGGGAGUGGUAUCUACACCCCAACGGUCAACUGCCAGCGUACGAAUGGAACUUCGGUGAUGUGAACCCACCCGUUCACGCCUGGGCAACGUUCCGUGUCUUCAAAAUCGAGCGAAAGCUGUAUGGACGACAAGAUUUGGAUUUCUUGGAGCGCGUGUUCCAGAAAUUGUUGCUCAACUUUACCUGGUGGGUAAACAGAAAAGACACGGACGGUAAGAAUGUGUUUGAGGGAGGCUUCCUUGGUCUCGACAACAUUGGUCUCUUCAACCGUUCCGAGCCUCUGCCAACUGGAGGUGUUCUCGAGCAAGCUGACAGUACUGGCUGGAUGGCCUUUUACUGUCUUUCCAUGCUCAACAUUGCCCUAGAGCUCGCCAAGCACAGGCGUAUCUACGAAGAUAUCGCCACGAAGUUCUUUGAACACUUCAUCUUCAUCAGUGAUGCGAUGACGUUCAAGACGGGCAAGGAAGAACAGUCGCUGUGGAACGAGGAAGAUGGUUUCUACUAUGAUGCUAUCUCCUGGGGCGGACCUUGGAUCCAGCAGCUCCCUGUAAGAUCCCUCGUAGGCCUGAUUCCGCUCUACGGCACCUUGACCCUGGAGCCUGAAUUGAUCAACAAACUCCCCUCAUUCAAGAAGAGGGUCGAAUGGUUCAUGGAACAUCGAUGCGAUCUCGCGGAGAGGAACAUGGCCAGUAUCAGGAAAAGGGGCAAGGGCAACAGAAUUCUUCUGGCCAUGGUCAGCAAGGACCGCCUCGAGAAGAUUCUUAAGAGGAUGCUGGACGAGGACGAGUUCUUGAGCGAGCAUGGAAUCCGUUCAUUGUCCAAGUAUCACAGAGACCACCCCUACUCGAUGGAUGUUAACGGACAGAAAUUCACCGUAGGGUACGUUCCUGGAGAUUCCGACAGCGGCCUGUUUGGAGGCAACAGCAACUGGAGAGGACCUAUCUGGCUGUGCGUCAACUUCCUGCUGGUCGAGUCUCUGCAAAGGUUCUAUCUGUUCUACGGGCCUCAGUUCCAGGUCGAGUGCCCCACUGGCUCUGGCGACUUCAUGCAUCUUGGGCAUGUUUCCGAGGAAAUUCAGCAUCGACUACAACACCUGUUUGCGCGCCGCGAUGAUGGACGUCGCAGUGUCAACGAUGGGAACGACGUGCUCGACUUUGACCCCCAUUGGAAAGAUCACAUGUGGUUUCAUGAGUUCUUCGAUGGCGACACAGGGCGUGGACUAGGCGCCACACAUCAGUGUGGCUGGACUGGUCUUAUUGCUCGCAUGAUCCACGACACUGGAAUCAGCUGCCGCCUACCUCAGACACCACGGACUCCCUCCGUCGGUAUGGCACACUAUUUCGAUGAUGUCUUCCACCGUGCCGUGGGCUUGGGCAAAGACAAGCCACAGAAGCCGCACAUGCGACGCUCUUCGACUGCGAGAUCAAUCGGCGCUCGCAGUGACUUUGAUAACUCUGUCAACGGUGAUGAUGACGACGCUGCGUCUUUGAGCAACAGUGUUGGUCACCUGGACCCGGAGCUCAUUAACCAGCGUCGGGAGGCGGAUUCGCACAUGCACCAGUACAUUAGCGAUCAGCUCGAGAGGGUCAAGACUGACGACGAUCACGCUGGGUACGAGUUUGGCGACGAGUACGAGACGCACGCAGAGUAG